Molecule: messenger RNA, 1772 nt
Organism: Penaeus chinensis
Lineage: Eukaryota; Metazoa; Arthropoda; Malacostraca; Decapoda; Penaeidae
Gene: RabX5
Product: ras-related protein Rab-34-like
Exons: 8
Coding region: 410-1225 (271 amino acids)
Molecular function (GO): GTP binding; GTPase activity
Source: RefSeq, a predicted model, not a curated record
UAUUGCAUGGAAAUAUAACUCACACGUUUAUUUAUUUCACAUUUGAGAUUCAAUGUUGUGGCGAGUCAGGCAUCAAUUUCAAAGUAAUUAUUGACAUGCACAGUAUUUAAAGGUAACAAAAAAACAACAACAAAUAAACAAACAACAAAGCUAUGUUAGAUUUAAACAUCAGUUUAGCACGCUCCUGAAAUUGCUCCAGAAAACAAUUUUCUUUUUUUUUCUCUCUCUCACACAUAAUGUUUUGUCUAUAACCCUUUACACAAUUCAUAAUGAAAGGCCAAUAAACGCAAGUCCAGCCCAAUAGCAGUAUAGAUUCGAUCAGUUGCUAUAACCUGUGUUCUAAGCACUCUGGUAAAGGCCAACAGAGCUCUAUAACUUGAAACUUAGUGUGAUAGGAACUUAGAUCCUCAUGCGACUGACCCGGUCUGCAGUGUACACAAUGUUGCAGACUCAUGCAGAAAAAGACCGCAUUGUCACCUCUCUCCCUCCACCUUUCAUACGCCAAGCGACUCCUUAUAAUCAGGAUGACUUUGACGAAGCUGUUAAGAACGCAGCCAAUGCAAACUGCACACUUCAAGCUGGACUCAAGAUAUCGAAGAUGAUUGUGCUUGGAGAUGUUGCUACAGGCAAGACUUGCUUGGUUAAUAGGUUCUGUCAUCAGGUUUUUGAUUCUAAUUACAAAGCAACAAUAGGAGUAGACUUCGAAGUGGAGAGAUUUGAUAUUUUGGGAAUUCCUUUUAAUUUACAGAUAUGGGAUACAGCAGGCCAGGAGAGGUUUAAAUGCAUAGCUGCAUCCUAUUACAGAGGUGCUCAUGCUGUGAUGGUUGUGUUUGAUGUGACGAAUGUUGUGACUCUUGCACACACGGCUCAGUGGCUUGAGGAGGCACGGGAGGCAAAUAUUAAUAGCUGUCCUUUGGUCUUUCUUGUGGGCACAAAACGAGAUCUGAUGAGUGAGGGAGCCUACAACCAGAUUGAAGCACAGGCUCGCCGCGUAGCCCAUGGUCUUGGUGCUGAGUAUUGGGCUGUGUCAUCGAAGACAGGAGAUAACGUGGAAGCCCUGUUCAUGCGGCUGGCUGCUCUGACCUUCAAUCGUGAUGUAUUGCAGGAGGUGAAAGGCUGUGACACUCGCAAAUCCUCUGGGACUGUCAAAAUAGGUGAACGGCUGGAUGAUACAUAUGAGACAGCCAAGAAAUCGAAGUGUGCUUCAGGGCACUGCAACAAGUGAUAAGAUAUAGAAUGGGAAUUAUUCUCGCAAUGACUGUUUUGUCAUGUGAAACCUACAUUGCAAAAUAGUUUACUCCAAAUGCUAGAUUGUCCUUUAGUAAAAGAAUUACUGAUAAUUUUACAAAAUAUAUUAAUAUCUAUUAUGUAACAUACAUACGAACAUAUACACAUAUAUAUUUUAUAAGUUAUUACUAAUAUAUCAGUAUAACAAGCUUCCUGAAGUAUGGUGCUGUCCAAUGAAUAACACAAUGAAAGAAGCACAACGUUUUUUACUUCAUUUUUUGACUACUUUACUUCCAUAUGUGUACGUGUAGCUGGCUCUUCGUAAAUCACAUCAGGUGACGGGUAGGGAAUCACCGAGCUAGUGCUACCUCAUGGGUAAUUUAAAGGUAUAUUGGGACGACUGGUUGUGGAAGGCUGGCCAGGGUUGUGACUGAAAUUAACAGUUUCGUAAGGCCGGCUUUUCUUUUGGAAGACUAUGUGAUUUUAAGGUUGCGCUCUCUCUCUUUCUCUCUCUCUCUCUCUCUCUCUCUCUCUCUCUCUCUCUC